Molecule: messenger RNA, 1152 nt
Organism: Saccharomycopsis crataegensis
Lineage: Eukaryota; Fungi; Ascomycota; Saccharomycetes; Ascoideales; Saccharomycopsidaceae
Gene: DUS4
Product: tRNA dihydrouridine synthase
Exons: 1
Coding region: 1-1152 (383 amino acids)
Biological process (GO): tRNA processing
Molecular function (GO): flavin adenine dinucleotide binding; tRNA dihydrouridine synthase activity
Source: RefSeq, a predicted model, not a curated record
AUGGAUGCUGCUCAGCCAAUAAAAGAACAAUUUAUAAUUGAAAAUAUUCCGGCCAAGCGUCGCAGGCUUGAAUCAACUGGGAAUAUAGAACCUCUCAAUCCAAAGCCCAAGGUUGAUCCACUUUUGAUAUUUGCAGAAUGUAAAGAACAGAAUAGACCAGUUCUUAUUGCAGGCCCAAUGGUCCGCUACUCCAAACUUCCGUUCCGUGAACUAGUCGGACUCUAUGAAUCCGAUUUUAUUUAUACUCCCAUGAUUUUGGCGAGAGAGUUUGUGAGGCAUCGUGGAGGUCGUGAUUCUGACUUCACCACGAACUUGAAAGAACAGCAUUCGCGACAAGCUUUGCUGGGGAAAAAACAGUGUCUAAUAGUCCAAGUUGGUGCUAAUAAUGUCACUGACUUGCUAAGGUUUGUGGAAAUGAUACAUCCGUACUGUGAUGCCAUCGGAUUGAAUUGUGGAUGCCCUGUAAGAGAACAAGUUAGAGAAGGAAUUGGGGCAGCUUUGAUGAGCGAUCGAUUCAAAGUAGCAAAGUUUGUUAAGGCUGUGAAAAAAAGAUGGGGCGAUAAAGUGAAGAUGGAGACGAAAAUCAGAGUACAUGAUAAUGUUCAAGAAACUAUUCAGUUUGUACAAGAAGUUGAGAAAGCUGGUGUUGACUGGAUCACCAUCCAUGGCCGGACCAAGGAUACUAGACUGUCGGUUCCCGUUGAUUUAGAAAAAAUAAAACUUGUGAGAGAAGCCAUAAAGCGUGUUCCGGUAGUGGCUAAUGGGGAUUGUUUUAAACCGGAAGAUAUUCAGAGAAUAACGGAUUACACCAAAGUUGAUGGGGUAAUGGCAGUAAGAGGGGUAUUGAACAACCCUUGUUUAUUCACCAUGAGAUCAGAGGCUACUUGGGGAGCAGUUGAGAGACUCAUCAGCUCUGUGAUGGAAUAUGGCUUGCCUUUCCAAUUAGCACAACAUCAUGUCAGUUGUAUGAUGCCCAAGGGAUCAGCUAUCAUGAACAGGUUGAAUAAAUCUUUAAAUGAAUGUACCUCCAUGGUAGGUAUGCUUGAUUGGUUCGAUGACAAUUUUGAAUUGAGAAGGUUAAGACAAGAAGGUUUUGCAGAAGAAAGGAGUUUUGAAGAUGCUAGAAGAGGAGGAGCUGGGGAAAAGCACUAA